UCUGCCUCCUCAGUGUACGCGUCGCCAUGGCGACCGCGCCCUGGGUAACGUUCUGCGCUGGGGGCGCGAGCAGAGAGCUGCAGGGAAGGUUCGAAUGGAACGUGCCGGAGCAGAGCCCCGGGGAACAUGAGCAGCAACAGCCUCAGCAGCAGCGAUGGCAGCUCGCGCGCGGGGUCCGCCUGCCCCCGGCUCAUUGACGUGACCAGCAACGCGGCGCUGCUGCUCACCCCCUGCGCCGCGGCUGCAGCGCCCCCCGCCGCUGAGGUCCAAGAUCAACUCACCAUGAUGAAGAGACAAGUGGAAGAGAGAGCGAAUUUAACUGCUAUCUGUAGUGUUGGAAGAAACAAAGGAAGAACAGAGAAACAAAAGGGAGCUUAUGAUCACAUUCUUCUGGAUAUACCUGUCACUCGAGAACAGACAAAUCACUAUCGGGCUGUGGCUGAAACUGCCCGUAGUGAACUUGCAGCACUUCUGGUAAAGUAUGAAUGUGCCCAGUCAGAGCUUCUAGAUCUCAGAUCCAAAAUGGUCUCUAAAGAAGUCUCAUUGCAAGAGCUGAAGGCUGAAGUGGAAAGCUACAAGGAAAACAAUGCUAGACAAUCCUCUCUACUCCUCUCUUUGCAAAAUCGAGUUCAGGAGAUGGAGGAGGAAUCAGGUGUGCUUGCCACUUCCAAAAAACAGACAGACCUAACAGCACAUGUUUUGCUCCAGGAGAAUUGGGAGUUGAAGGAGAAGAUCCAUAACCAAGAAGCCAAACUGAACAAAUAUUUGGAUGAGUGUGAAGAAAGCAAGAAUCAAGCUUCUAAGAUCAGCUGGAAGCAUGGUGAAUUCUUAACACAGCUUUCUGGAUUCCUGGACGUAGACAUCAGAGGAAAAGAGGAACCACACAAACAUUUAAUUUCAAAGGUCAAUCAGAUGCAUAAAGAAAAUACAAUGCUAAAAGGGCAGAUUGCCACUCUUGCAGAGGCUAUCAAUGUUCAUGAGAUAGAGUCAAAAGCUAGCAGAGAAACCAUCAUGAGGCUUGUUUCGGAAGUCAGCAAAGAGCAGAAAAAGGCCGUAGCCUACUCCCAAGACACGGACAAGCUUAGCAAGGAUCUGGACAGUGCUUUAACAGCCAAACAGAGUCUAGAGAAGGAGAUCAGAAGCCUCCAAGAUCAGCUGGCUGCUAGCCAGAGGGCUUGGGAAGCCUCAAAGCAGGAAUUGCACCACCUGAAGAGAUGUUCCAGUGAGAUGGAUGGGAGUCUGAAAAGCAGCAUAGACGAGGCCAGGACUGCUCAGAGUCUGCUGAGUGCUUUUAAAGAGCAAGUUGCUACCCUUCUUAGCAACAGUUCUGUAAUAGUUAAACCCUCUGAGGAGGCUAUUAUGGAGCGAGUUCGAGAACUUGGCCACAGGGAAGAGAGCAAAAAGAUAAUGGUGUCCCAGCUUGAAGCCCAAAUAGCCAAACUGACUGAGCAGCUGGAGAAUCAGACCAGAUUGCACCAGGAGGCUCUGCAAAAGGCCAGGAAAGCAGAAAAACAAUUUGAGACACUCCAGGAUCAAUUGAUGCGUCUGGAUGGGGAGUUGGUGUCUGGAGACAUGAUGCGAGAUGAUUUGAAGCUUGAGAAACAAAAAUAUCUUAAAUUUCUGGAACAACUUUCUGAUAAAAUGAAGCUGGACAGUGUUGCAUCUGAGAUUGGGCUCGAUAUGAGUCUGGAUGCGAUUCUGGCCCGUGCAGAGCAGUUGGUCAAACUGGAAAGUGAUGCAGUGAUUGAAAACAAGACUAUGGCACACAACCUACAAAGGAAGUUGAAAGCUCAGAAAGAAAAGCUUGAGAGCAAAGAGCUGCAUAUGAACCUUCUGCGGCAGAAAAUAUCCCAGCUGGAAGAGGAAAAGCAAGUGCGAACGGCCCUCGCUGUGGAGAGAGAUGAGGCCAACCUCACCAUCAGAAAGUUACAGAAGAAGGUGGAGAGGUUACAGAAGGAGCUGGGCCUGGCAAGAGACUUGAACACUGAUCUCAAAGCCAAACUGUCUGACACCAAUGAACUGAAAGUCAAAACUCUAGAACAGACUAGAACCAUUGAGGAACUAAACAAGUCUCAAGGCAAGCUGGAAAAGAUGAAGGAGAAGGCUGAGAAGCAGCUGAUCUGUGUCAAAUCAGAGCUACAGUUUACAGAGCAUGAAGCUAAGGAGGAUAAAGAAAGGGCCAGGAGUAUGCUAGAAGCAGUUACCAGUGAACUGAAAGCGCUUAAAACAACCCUGGCAGAGGUAUCAAAAAGAGAAAGGCAGCUGGCAGAGUUCCGUGAGGUGGUCUCGCAUAUGUUGGGCCUUAGUGUUACCAGCCUUGCGCUCCCUGACUAUGAAAUCAUCACACGUCUUGAGGGGUUGAUCCAUUCUCAUCAGCACCAUUUUGUUCCCUGUGUCUGCCUCAAAGAUGUGGCAGUGAGGCAAGAUGGACACUCGCAAAGCCACUUACAGCUUCUUCACUGAACAGUGCCUCUUUGAGAGACAGCCGGACAGAACUCAGCUGGCUCUUAUGCUGAUGUUCAUUUUCAACACUGAGUCCUGAGGGGAUUGUGGGUGAUUUGAGCAAAUAUUCCUAUAACCAUCUCUCUCUCUAAAUGUACAUAUGGAGUGAAAUCAUGGCCCCAUUGAAGUCAAGAGGAGGUUAGCAAUUGCCUUCAGUAGAGCUAGGAUUUCACCCACUGUACCGGCAGUGAAACAAAAUACAGAAAAGGAUCCAACCUAAAUUUUAAUUUCGUGCACUCUAGACACAGAAGUAUUUUUAAUAAGCAAUAUUUUUAAUACAGCUAAUAGGUGUCUGUUUCCCUGUCCAGGAACAAACAUAUGUAAUUCCUCCUACUGUUAAUGACAGUUAACUGUACAAUUUCACAUAGGUUGAUAAGAGGCCACCCAAUAUAAAGCUUGUAUGUAAUCAAGCUUUAAACUAUAAACCUGCCUCUGCUGCAUGGUUCAUAGGACAGCCAGAUUGUUGGGCAGAUAAGAGAGGUAGCUAUUCAGUUACAUCCCCCAACCAACACAUACUUUGCUCUCAUCAUUGUUAGCCCCUAUGCGCCCACUGUAGUUGAGCUUUAGCAGCUUAAUUGGGUGGUGGAAAGCCAGAGGAUAUGAAGUUAGGAAGCAGCAUGCUCUCACCUCAGAGCAGUGUAAGUUGUGAUGCAACACACGUAAUUGCAACAAGUUCCCUUUUGCAUAAUUAACAUACUGUAGAGGGGUUAGGUAGGAGCAUGUGGAUGGCACAAAACUAGCCAAUAUCCAUGCAGUAGUAUGGGAGCCCUGGUAUGGCCAAGAUCGACUCACAAUUAUGCAAUGUUCUUUCUAAUGGAUCUUGACUGCUACAAAAAUCAAGGAGGGGAACAGACCCUCUGGCCUUUUAGUUUUUCCUUCAGCUAAGAAUGAUACCGUGGAAUUGAGGUUGCCCAGCUUCUACUUUCAAAAUCAGAGCUCCCCUUCUGGGCAUUUUUAUUCAUGAAGGGGUUUUAGUUUGGAUAAAUUUGAUUGUAUUUGUAUGCCAUAAAAGCACCACAUUUUUGGCAUGAAGAACUCAAUUCUUCCAGUAAUCUUACUUUACUACUCCGUUGCCAAAACAAAGGUCUAAAGUUAUUUUCUAUCUCUUCAAUAUUAAUCUCUUCACACACUGUCCUGUCAUUUAAAUAUCACAGAUAUUUUUGAUCGGAUCACGUCUUACCUUUACUUCCUGAAAAGAAAAUAUGAUGAUGUCUUUUGUAGAGCAGCAGAAAUCUUUUCUUAGCUGUUGUAUUUGUCUGGCUGUUGCUUUUUAAGCAGUUCAAGUUAUAGCUCUACUUAAUUAAAAUUAAUUAAAAAUAUUCUGGGCAUCAAAAAGUUUAAUGACAAGAAGAAACUUCAUUUAAAAAAAGAAAAAAAAAAAGGACUAGGUCAACAUAUUGCUUCACUGUUGUCCAGAAAUGGCUUUUAAUUUGAAGAACUGAUUUUUACUAGUGUCCCUUCAAGGUUUUAUAUAAUUACAUCAUUUAAAAAAAUUUUUUGAACUGUAAAUCCUAUUUAAUUGAGCACACAGAUGUUCUUUCAUUUACAUAAUCUCUCUCCCAUUUGUACAUCUCACACACGUACAAAAUAACACACAACAGGCACAUGCCCUUGUAGUGAGAGAAAUUCAAGCUUCCAGGAGAAUGGGGCAUCUCAACAGACAUUACUCCAAUCAUUGAAAUUAUUAAUCUAUAUUUUAAGGAAAAUGAAUUAUGAUCUUUAUAGUAUUUUUUUAGAAAAACGAUUUUAGCACAGGAUUAGGAGGGAUUACAUAAGUAAUGCACAAUUGGCUACAUGCAAUGUAGUUUUUUUUAUUUUGCUUUUCUCUGAAACAUCAGUUAUUGGUUACUUUUGAAUGAGGAAUACCAAAUUUGGCAGGCCAGUGGUAUGAUCAGGUAUGGUAAAUCAUAUGUUCCUAUAAUUAUUUAGAUUAACACUAAUUUUCUUUCUUAUUUUCUAUUGUGAAAUUGUUUGUUCACAUGCAGGUAACAAAUAUUCACAAAUAAAAAGGAAAAACCCUAAUAUUAACAAAUAUAAAAUAAAACUUGAAAUAUAGGCACCUCUUUCAUUGAAAAUAACAGAUUACAGGUUAACAUUUUAUUGGUCAAACUGAACUGCUCGGGGUGUGUAGGUAGGAAGAGGAUGUACAGAUAUACUAAUUCUCAGAUGAGGUUGAUGGUAGUUUCAGCCUGUGCUUUUGUUUGUUCCAUAAUUACAUAGGUGAACAAAGUCUUUGCCAGCUAGUCUAAAGCCCUGUCAACUGUUGUUUCUUACAUAGACACUUUUAAAAUACUGAAACAUGCUUUAUAAACCAUAAAUUAAACAAACUAAAUAAGAAAUUAGUGUCUGAUCAUACUAGGCAUUGAAUGUACUCCCAGUAGGAGUUGAGUGCACUUGACAACUUUCAGAACUAAACCCUCAAAACACCCCUAAGAGAUAUGUAUUUUUAGUUCUGUUUUACAGAUGGGGAAACUGAGGCAGAUAAAUUAGAUGACUUGCUAAAGGCCACAAAAGGAUUCAGUAUCUGUCAAGAUUAGAGCAUGGAAGUGCCUGGGGCCUCAAACCAAGAGACCAAGGGUGAAAUUCUGGCCCCUUUGAAGUCAGUAGCAAAACCCCUGGUGACGUCAAUGGAGGCAGGAUUUCAUCUGAAAUCCAACAAAAGGUUUAGUCUAGUUUCUUGUGUUUUGAGCCCAAGACUAGCAGAAUCAGGAACUUCUGAGUUCUAAUUUCUCUCUGACUUUGUUGCCAAAUAAGACACAUCAUGUACAAUUUUUAAAUUGUUCUAAAUGCAGACAUAGUACACCAGUGAAUAUAUCCCUUAUUCUAAAUAUUUGCUUUUCUUCUGGAAGAGUUACUGGCAUCUUUGCUCAUUUAGCUAAAGCAAAUAAAAAAAUAAAUAAAGCAGUAGUUUGACAUGAACAAAGUUCAGAGUGAUUUUUUUAACCAUGCAGUUUAAUUAACCCCUGAACAAAGUUUAAGCUGAUUUGUAAUCUUCUAUUGGGCUUUGUUUCAUGUAAAGUUGAGAACUUCAGACUCAUUAUUUUUCACAAGGAAAACUGAUUUAGUUAAAAUUCUCUUUGAAUCUUUCAUUUUCAAAUCAGGAUGCAGCAACCUAAAUCCAAAUUAAUUAAAACCUUCCCCAAAAUAUGUUUUAAGAUUGAAAAGGCUUGGAAUACCAUGCGCUAACCAUUACUCAUAUGAGUAGAGCAUUGUUUUCACUGGCUUGCUUCUGUGAGUAAGAAUUAAAGGAGUAAGAGUUUGCAGAAUCAGCCACUAUUUCUUUAUAUUACCCUUUCACUAUAGUAGAGGAUUAUAUUAGGUACAAAAUAUAUAAAUAUAUAUAUAUAUAUAUAUAAUAUAAAAUAUUGAAAUGCAUUUGCUUAUAAUGUGCAAAUUUUGCGCUCAAUUACAGUGGUAAAACUGGAGUAAUUCUACUGAAGGCAGUGGUGUUACUCAGAUUUGCAGUGGUAAACAAAGAAGAAUUUGGCUCCACUUGUUUACAACUUUCAAGGUAACUAGUAAAAUUAAAUAAAUAAAUUGCCCAUAACUCGUUGAAUUUUAAUCUUUCUGCUUAUCUUUCUUUGAACAGAUUGUCUCUUACAGUAUUUGUACUGGAUAAAAUACAAUAUUGUAUCAUGUGUGCCACAAAAUUUCUGAUAAAGCAUUGUUUUA
Molecule: messenger RNA, 6174 nt
Organism: Malaclemys terrapin pileata
Lineage: Eukaryota; Metazoa; Chordata; Testudines; Emydidae
Gene: CCDC170
Product: coiled-coil domain containing 170
Exons: 13
Coding region: 127-2463 (778 amino acids)
Source: RefSeq, a predicted model, not a curated record